UGAAGCCAUUAUUAUUGUUUUCUCUUUUCUUUUUUUGUUUUCUCAAUCUCUCUAGGUUCGAGAAAGUGCAAUAGAAUCCUAAAGAGAAAACCCAAUAACACCAAACCACCUUUGAAUAAAACCCUUUGUUUUCAACCAAAAUAUAUAACACAAAACAAACUUCACUUCAAACAAAUUACACCAAUUUCUUUUCUCUCUUUUCUUCUCUCAACAUAACCCAAAAUCAAAAUCCUGUCAUGUAGUGAGUUCAGAGAGAGAGAGAGAGAAGAGAGCAGAAAAAAUGACUUGUUAUUGUUCUUCUUGUAAGUUUGGUUCACUUCUCCUUAUGGCUUUUAUUUGGCUUUUGUUGGCAAAUGGUUCGUGUCAAAGGAAAGAACCCGUCGUGGUGGGGAAGGUGACGACAGCGACGGGAGAUGAAAUUAGUGGAAUUUCCAAAGAGACGACAGUGGCAGUCGGCGGCGGUCGUGGCGGAAAGGUUGUUGAUCAUCCAGAAUGGCAUCUCAACUACAUGAGCAAAAGAAGAGUUCCUAAUGGUCCUGAUCCAAUUCAUAAUCGGAGAGCAGGAAACUCUGGAAGACCACCAGGCAAGGCUUAGCCCUUAAGAAAGAAACUAAAUUGAAAAGCUUUUGUAAGAAACUGGGCUUUCAAGAUCAUGACACACCAAGAAUAUGCAUCAUCUGCUAUAUCUUGUAUGUAUUAACUUUAGGUAUUAAACGAUGAAAAACUUAUCGGAUCGCGAUUUUUCGUUAGAAUUUUAAUUAGGAUAAUCCUUUCGAUAACAUUUUUGUUUUUAGUUUUAAACACCAUAUGUGUAUUUGCUGCCAUUUUUCUUCAUCAA
Messenger RNA from Cucumis sativus (cucumber), 838 nucleotides. RefSeq lists its product as hypothetical. The transcript is spliced from 2 exons. The coding region runs from base 281 to 595 and encodes 104 amino acids. The record is from RefSeq and is a predicted model, not a curated record. NCBI's taxonomy places the organism in Eukaryota, Viridiplantae, Streptophyta, Magnoliopsida, Cucurbitales, Cucurbitaceae.